Caenorhabditis remanei is the source of this 696-nucleotide messenger RNA. RefSeq lists its product as uncharacterized. Gene Ontology annotation, molecular function: actin binding. Lineage: Eukaryota; Metazoa; Nematoda; Chromadorea; Rhabditida; Rhabditidae. Gene Ontology annotation, biological process: positive regulation of Rho protein signal transduction. The record is from RefSeq and is a predicted model, not a curated record. The transcript is spliced from 5 exons. Bases 1 to 696 code for a protein of 231 amino acids.
AUGCCCAUCGGAUCAGCCAGUGAUACUAUUCGAAAAUUCAACGCAGUUGCUCAAGCAAAUGAAGAAACAUUAAAAAAAAAUCCAUACUCAGAAUCCUAUAAAAUCCAACAAUUUGAUUCAAGAAACUAUGGCAGACCACCUCCAGGAAGUAAAACAGAAGCAAGAGGAAUAAAGGCUGGAGUUCAUGUUUGUCGAGAAAUUCUCUUUCUUUGCGAGACAAUUGAUUCAAAUGCUGAAGGAGAAGAGCCACAUAAAUGGGUCAAAUUCGGAAAGUUAUUCAAUAUAUACUCGUUUUAUUCUGAUAAGUUGGUUGGAAUGCUGAUUCGUGCUCGAAAGUAUGGUCUUGUUCACUUCGAAGGUGAAAUGCUCUAUCAACGACAAGAUGAUGAAAAGUUGAUAACAAUGUUAAUGUCACUUCAAGAAAUUCGAGAAAGUUUAACUGCUUCUGGGGAUCCAGCCAAUUGUAUUCAAAUUCGUCGAAACUCUGCUCCGAUUGCAUUCGUACCUCCCGAAACCAAAGAAAAACCAAAACUUCGUCCGAUAAGAAGUGAUUCUGUAACUUCUUCCAAAUCAAAAUUCGAAUCGCCUGCCCCUCCUUCAACUUUAGAAGAAGAUUCCCAUUCAGUCCAGGGAAAACCAAAAAAGCCGUGGACACCGAAAGAUCCUUCAAAAGCUCCUGUGUUUUGUACCUACUGA